CUUCAGCGUGUCCCGCCUUCACCUCCUGCUGAUGCAUGCGGGCAUAACGACGGUUACCAUCCAUGAUAAAGCCGACAUGUUUGGGAACAGGGCCCGAAGCGAGGAUACGAAGGAGAAUAUCUUGUGCUUUGGCGGAUACCCAGCCAAGGCUGCGUGAAAUGAAGUCAGACAUCAUCGGAACCAAAAGGAUAGAGCAUUAACCGUGGGAAAGUAAGCUACCUUAACUUUGACCUCGAUCAAAGGCGCAUCAAUUCCUACUGAGCCGCCUUCAUUGACAUCGACCUUUCACUUUCUAGCCGCCAUGGGUGCCUACAAACGCAAAGCCGACAUUGUUAUCAGCGACGACGAGGAUGACUAUAGAGGCUGGGUGCCCACAGUACCCGCCCCAAGCACUUAUUCAGCCUAUGGUUCAUAUACUGGAUACUACCCAGGGGCUCAAGCUUCGACAAGUUCCUUUCGUGCCGGCUCGUAUACCAAUCCUAUAGUGAUACCCGACUCUCCUCCUCCGGUACCAGCUGCCAAGGCACCCCCUGCUAAGCGUCGGAGGAAGCAGAAGGACCCUGAUACGCGGAUUCCAGAGAAGCGGCUGGCGAUAUUUAAGAAGAAAUGUCCAAUGGCAAUACGCGAACGUGCUGAACGUGUUGCCACCCAAAGGAUGUAUAUGAUUGAUCGGGCACGAAAUGGGGCAGAGCUGAAGGAAACAUUCAGUGUCCUUGGGUCUACCGGCAAUGUAUAUACAGUGGUUAUUGACAAAUUACCAUCAUGUAAUUGUCCUGAUGCGCUGAAGGGAAAUCAUUGCAAACAUAUUCUCUUCAUAUUUCUCAAAGUUCUUCAAGUAACACAGGACUCCGGAUACUGGUACCAAAAGGCUCUUCUGACAAGCGAAUUGGAUGAUAUCUUCUCGAACGCACCCCUGGCUCCUGCGUCUGCUGUCAACACUCGUGUUCAGGAAGCUUAUGCCAGUGCCACUGGCAAACGUGCCUCGUCCUCGUCCCAAGGAGUCAAGAAGCGUAUGCCAGAAAAGGAUACCGACUGCCCAGUGUGCUAUGAGAGUAUGUAUGGCACCGCCGAGAGCACUCUCGUUUUCUGCGAGAGUUGUGGUAAUGCUCUACAUAAGGACUGUUUCCAACAAUGGGCGAAGGCAACUAGGGGUAAUGUCAAUUGCGUAUUCUGUCGAGCACCCUGGGCACCAGCCACGUCUGCUAGUGGGUCGAGAAGUGCUUCUGGUGGCAUCCGUACUUCAGAAGGCUACGUGAACCUUGCGGGCGUCGCAGGUCUAAGUCCCGUGCGUGACACCAGUACUUAUUAUCACGGUCCUCGAAGAGGACAGACGCACUAUGGAUAUGAAGACUACGAUUCAUAUUAUUAGCUUACUGCGUAUCUUCUGUUUGGAUCGGGCUCAUGACCAUACUUAAAGCAUUAAACAUUCCUAAUGACAUCUCUCCUCACUUAGUACUUUAGUUUUGCUUCUUUGAUACACCUGGAUCUUUAACUUAGACUACACACACUAUUUUCUUGAUGACAUAUUCUGUAACACGCUAGCCUGAAAUCAACUUGGCAGGACCCACCCACUACGGGUGCCUUGACAAAUCUCA
Molecule: messenger RNA, 1595 nt
Organism: Somion occarium
Lineage: Eukaryota; Fungi; Basidiomycota; Agaricomycetes; Polyporales; Cerrenaceae
Source: the annotation of a GenBank genome assembly